Messenger RNA from Globicephala melas (long-finned pilot whale), 6485 nucleotides. It is a transcript of the gene SESN2, whose product is annotated as sestrin 2. Gene Ontology annotation, molecular function: L-leucine binding; oxidoreductase activity, acting on peroxide as acceptor. Gene Ontology annotation, biological process: positive regulation of macroautophagy; regulation of response to reactive oxygen species; negative regulation of TORC1 signaling. Gene Ontology annotation, cellular component: nucleus. The record is from RefSeq and is a predicted model, not a curated record. NCBI's taxonomy places the organism in Eukaryota, Metazoa, Chordata, Mammalia, Artiodactyla, Delphinidae.
AUGUGACAUGGAGAAUGGAAAGGCCCCUUUCCCUGUCGGACACUAGUCAAGAGGUGUUCAGAGAAAGCUUCUUAAGGAAUAAACCUCAAUCCAAAGCGUAAGGUCAAGAGCAGCCUGGAAAACAGGAGUGAUUGCUUAAAAAGGUGUAAUUCAAGGCACCAUCAGUAAUCACACCAUUUUGCAUUUAUAAAAUGGAGUAAACAGCUCUUCAUAUGAACUAGUUAUCCUUGUUCUAAUUAUCCUUGCGCAGGUUGAGAAGGCUGGAAUUAGAAAUCAUGUGUUGCCUUGGCAUCCAGGUGUUUUGACUCCUAAUCAAAUCUGUUAACAGCACAGAAUCAGAAUUAUUUCUUAGGCUAUAUUUUGCUUUGCCGAGUAUGCUCUUGAUUCAAAUUAGACUUUAAGGCCUUGUUUAGCUAAAUUAUUAUACAAACUACUUGUGUAAUUCGUCCAGACAAAAAACAAAACAAAACUUCAAGUGACCUAUGGGCCAUUGGCAAGACAUUUUCAAUUCUCCAGUUCAGUAGAUCAUUUGCCCCAGAAUUGUGACGAGUCUUUCGUUGUAAGACCCUAUUACACAAAAGCCUUUAGGGCCACUGAGUGAUAACAGCUUGGAUAAGUCAUUGACCCUGCCCUUGCAGACCAGAAACAAUGGCUGUUUCCAAAACUUGUCCAUGAUGCUACUGAUGAAAAGCUUAUUUAUGGUACUCUUGAGGUAUGAGUGCUGAGAUUCUAGUGGCCAGCAACAAAAUGACCUCAAAGAUGAAGUGCAAGAAAUGAUUAUAUUAAGUCAUAUACCGUUUUUAAAAUUUUAGAACACUACAAAAUUUGAAAAGUUUAAAAAUUGGUUGAGGAACAAGUAAUAUCUUCCAUUUCGCAUUUUUGUGACCAAAGAAAGGCAUACAAAAUCUCCUAAGUUUGGCGAUUCCCUGGCAGUCUGGUGGUUAGUACUCCCUGCUUUCACUGCCAUGGGCCCAGGUUCGAUCCCUGAUGGGGGAACUAAGAUCCCGCAAGCGACGUGGCCAAAAACAAAACAAAACAACCUCUUAAGUUUGAAGAUGACAGUGUUUUCAUGACUUACAAUCAAUAAUUUCCUUAUUGGGAAUGAUGUUCCUGAGUUGAUUCCUCAAUAGCAGUGUACCAUCUGCUCUUGUCCUAUAUUUUAAAUAAAAAUCAGUCUAAUGAUGAUUGAAGCAAAAAGUUGGAACUUUAACGUGAAAAUGAGGAAUCGUGAGUUUGAAUUCUUAAAAAGGUUAAAUGAAUUUUUGGAGGAGCCUAAUUUAAGACUACCUGAGCUUUAUGGGACUUCCUGGUGGUCCAGUGGGUAAGACUCUGCACUCGCAGUGCAGGAGCCUGGGUUCAAUCCUUGUUCGGGGAACACAUCCCAUAUGCAUCCCGCAACUAAGAGUCCGCAUGCCACAGCGAACAUCCCGCAUGCUGCAACUAAGACCCGGCAAAAACCUAAAUAAUUUUUUUUUUUUUAACUGGGACUUCCUGGUGGCACAGUGGUUAAGAAUCUGCCUGCAUGCAGGGGACAUGGGUUCAAUCCCUGGUCCGGGAAGAGCCCACAUGCCGCGGAGCAACUAAGCCCAUGCACCACAACUACUGAGCCCGUGAGCAACAACUACGCUCAUUAAAUCUCAUGAUAUUUCUGGUAAAUAGGUUCAUACCAUUAGCUUAAUUUUAUAACCAAAGUAACAGAAGCAGGGAAUAGUGAAUAACUUUCUCAAGGUCACACAACCAGGUUUGUGCUGAGCAAGAACUUUACUUCAGAACUCCUGCUCCCACAGUCUUGAGUUGCAGUUCCAGUGUAGCGGUUCAGCUUCCUGUUAACUACCUCCUCACUGUGGGACAGGUUGGGGGUGGUGGGACUUGCCUGGACAAUUGGGGACGACCCUGGGUUGUUCCACUAUUCUUGAAUAUGCAUUGCUGCAUACCCUAUGUAUUCCAUUUUCAGAUUUCUGAAACGUAUUCAUUAAAAAUUAUAUUUAGGGGACUUCCCUGGUGGCUCAGCGGUUAAGAAUCCGCCUGCCGAUGCAGGGGACACGGGUUCGAUCCCUGGUCCGGGAAGAUCCCACGUGCCGCACAGCAACUAAGCCCGUGCACCACAACUACUGAGCCUGAGCUCUGGAGCCCAUGAGCCACAACUGCUGAGCCUGCAUGCCACAACCACUGAAGCCUGCUUGCCUAGAACCUGUGCUUUGCAACAAGAGAAGCCACUGCAGUGAGAAGCCUGCGCACCGCAAGGAAGAGUACCCCCCGUUCGCUGCAACUAGAGAAAGCCCGUGCGCAGCAACGGAGACCCAAUGUAGCCAAAAAUAAAUUAAUUAAAAAAAAAAAAAAGACUGAGUGACAGCAUCCGAAGAAGACUGGCAUUGAGAGAGACCCUUGGUUCCUGGGGAACUGACAAUACUUCAGCCUUUCUAUCUGGAGCCUGGAGGGAGCAAUGGGGGAGGAGGAGGAAGUGUGGAAUUGGAAACACUGGAAAGGAACAAAAAGCUUCAGAGCAGGCAAAGGAACAAAGAAGUACAAGGAGAUGUACGCCAACACUUCACAUGUUGGUGCCACCCGACACAACCUCUCAAUUAGCAGAUGCCACAGUCCCUCCAGGAACUGAAAAGCUGAAGAACAUACUUGAGAGGGAUUUCACACCCGGCUCUCUGGCCCAGCCCGGUGAAGUCCCCUUUCGUCAUGCAGCUUUAAUGACUCUCCGGAAUGUCACUCUCGUCUGGUAUUGCCAGCAAUCUGACCAAACCCUCUUGCAAAAGUUUGCAGCAUUCGUCCGGGGCGGACUACAGCUCCCAGAGUUCCCGGGCGCUUCCCGGUGCCGAUUGGCUGAGCCGUAGGCUCCAGAGGGAGGUGUCGCCCCGCCUCCCCAGGAAACAGGCAUCUGAUUGGCUGCGGCGCGGGGCUUUUGUGUCCCCGCCCUUCCCCAGGGACCGCGGCGGGCAGAGCGGAGCUGCUGGUGUCAGAGCCCGGAGAGCGCUGGCAGUUCCGCGGUGGGGAUGCUGAGGAGCGCUGGGUUUGCGAGCAGCCGUGGCCACUGCGGACUUCCGAGGCGCUCCGGGCCGUGAAAACCCCUGCGCCGCGGCCAAUCCCAGGCUCCCGAGGCCAUUCACCAUCCAGAAGCCAGACGAGCGGGGAGUCCAGCGCAGCGGCGGCCGUUCCCGGAUCCUGGGCUUUCAGAGCCUUCUGGAACCCCGAGAGACACCGCGGGGCUCUAGAACCUCCCCAGCGGCCCGCAGUCCCGGCUUCCUGCGCGCGUCGGUCCGAAAGCCCCUCGGGUGCACGGGCGGUCGGCGAGCCGCGGCUGGGUCCUGGCGCACACCAUGAUCGUUGCGGACUCCGAGUGCCGCGCCGAGCUGAAGGGCUACCUACCCGGGGCCGGAGAGGAGCAGAGGGAGAGCCGGGUUCGGCGAGGCCCUCGAGGGCCCAGCGCCUUCAUUCCAGUGGAGGAGGUCCUUCGGGAGGGAGCCGAGAGCCUCGAGCAACACCUGGGGCUGGAGGCGCUGAUGUCCUCCGGGAGGGUGGACAACCUGGCAGUGGUGAUGGGCCUGCACCCCGACUACUUUACCAGCUUUUGGCGCCUGCACUACCUGCUGCUGCACACGGAUGGGCCCUUGGCCAAUUCCUGGCGCCACUACAUCGCCAUCAUGGCCGCCGCCCGCCACCAGUGCUCCUACCUGGUGGGCUCCCACAUGGCUGAGUUUCUGCAGACUGGCGGUGACCCUGAGUGGCUGCUUGGCCUCCACCGUGCCCCCGAGAAGCUGCGCAAGCUCAGCGAGAUCAACAAGCUGCUGGCUCAUCGGCCGUGGCUCAUCACCAAGGAGCACAUCCAGGCCUUGCUGAAGACAGGCGAGCACAGCUGGUCCCUGGCCGAGCUCAUCCAGGCCCUGGUCCUCCUCACCCACUGCCACUCGCUAGCCUCCUUCGUGUUCGGCUGUGGCAUCCUCCCUGAGGGGGACCCCGAGGGAAGCCCCGCCCCCCAGGCCCCUUCACCCCCCAGUGAGCAGAGCACACCCCCCAGCAGGGACCCACUGAACCACUCUGGGGGCUUUGAGGCUGCCCGCGACGUGGAAGCUUUGAUGGAGCGCAUGAGGCAGCUGCAGGAGAGCCUGCUGCGGGAUGAGGGGGCCUCCCAGGAGGAGAUGGAGAGCCGCUUUGAGCUGGAGAAGUCAGAGAGCCUGCUGGUGACCCCCUCAGCGGACAUCCUGGAGCCCUCUCCAAACUCAGACAUGCUGUGCUUUGUGGAAGACCCCACUUUCGGAUACGAGGACUUCACCCGGCGGGGGACUCAGGCGCCCCCCACCUUCCGCGCCCAGGAUUAUACCUGGGAGGACCAUGGCUAUUCACUGAUCCAGCGGCUCUACCCCGAGGGUGGGCAGCUGCUGGAUGAGAAGUUCCAGGCAGCCUAUAGCCUCACCUACAACACCAUUGCCAUGCACAGCGGAGUAGAUACCUCCAUGCUCCGCAGGGCCAUCUGGAAUUACAUCCACUGCGUCUUUGGCAUCAGAUAUGAUGACUAUGACUACGGAGAGGUGAACCAGCUCCUGGAGCGGAACCUCAAGGUCUAUAUCAAGACAGUGGCCUGCUAUCCAGAGAAGACCACCCGAAGAAUGUACAACCACUUCUGGAGGCACUUCCGCCACUCAGAGAAGGUCCACGUGAACUUGCUGCUUCUGGAGGCCCGCAUGCAAGCCGCCCUGCUCUAUGCCCUCCGUGCCAUCACCCGCUACAUGACCUGACUCGUGUGCAGGACCUGGGCCUGGAGCAGCUGACCCUGGAGGCAUCCUUCUCCCUGCAAGGACUUCUCUGUCUGGAGACAGACCCUAAGCCUGCCUGUCCCACGCCCACCCACCCUAUUCUGGUGGUGGGCCUGUGUGUGAUGUGCAGCCCCUGAGCCACACCCUCCUUCUCACUGGAAUGGACAGGAUCAUUGCACUGACUCUGGGAUCUCAGCUCUGCCCCUGGGAGCUGGAAGAGGACUAGCAAAUCUCCAGGCGCCAAGGCCCUUCUUCCUGCCCCUACCCCCAGAGGCCAAGGGCACAGGAAGGAAAAUGGGCUGAGCUCAGACUUGUGUGCCAGCAGGCAGGGGCCCGGGCAGCACAAGUACUUUGACCUUCCUGGCCUGGGAAGUCCCUGGCUGGCCCCCAAGGGAGAGGGGCAAACACCUCCAGGGACUGACACUCCAAGCGGCUUUGCCUUUCCUCCUGCUUCCUCAUUCUCAGACUUCAUUACCUCCCACCUGCCAUUCAUCCAUCAAUGUGAAAGUCAGGGUCACAGCUGGUUUGUGCGUCUGGCUCCCCAAAAGCCUGUUGUGUUAGGCAGCCUGCAGGCCUCUCGUCCCCUGGUUGCCCCAGUCCUAGUUCAGUUCCUUUGACCUCCUUUGUUUGCCCUUUUACCCUUUUCUCCCACACCUGGUGGUAUGAGGCCCCAGGAGAGAGACCAAGCACAUCAAACAAGCAGAUUAUCUCUAGAGAGUCUGGACUCUCUGUUGGUCACUUUGCCUUUAGAAGAGGGAGUAUUAUAUUAUACAUUCUCUGUAUUUCGGUUUUUUAUGGGUGAGGUUCUUCAGGGCCUCAACCCUAGAGCCAUAGUCAGUGUCUGAGAGAAGGACAGGGAAAAAUCUGUCCUCCCCAGAGCUGCACCUGCCCUGCAGAAGCUGGCAUCCCACUUUGCUAUCUCCCAUGGCUCUGCCACAAACAUUGCCAAAAAAGCAAGCCUUUCUAGGUGGUUUAGGUGGUACAUGGCUCAGGGGGAGAGGCAGGAGACCCCAGGGUUCUUGUGUGGCCCCUGGCACUGGCCAGGUGACCUCCAUUUCCACAGUUGCAGACUGAGGGGUAGUUUCUGAGAUAUUUGAGCCUUCACUCAGAUUCUGAGGCCAGCAGCCAACUGCAAUCCUUGCAGGGUCUUGAGGGCUUCUGGGGAGCCCCCCUCUCUUGUAGUCAGUCUCUCGGGGCUACCUACCAAGGACCUCCCCACCCCCAUCCCAAUUUCUGUCCCUUCUCCUCGGUUUUAGGUGGAUUGCUUGAAGGCAGAAGCAGCCGAGGACUGAUCCCAGGCACUUUCUGUAGCAAACGAGCUGUGAAUUACGACUUCCCUUGCCCUUCUUCCGGCAGUAUGUGCCUCCCCUCUGACCAGUUGGGAGGUGACUGAAGAAAGGCAAGGGCCAAGCUGCUGCUGCUUCUGACCCUCCCCUCUGGGGUGGGGCAGGAGAGGAGCCUGGUCAUUGUGCCACAUUUCAUACCCGUGCAGGCAUGGGCAAGCAGCUGGCACCCCCUUCAGGCCUCAAAGCCCUCCCUGCAAUGAAGCUGGGCAGGAGAGAAGAGGCCCCAGCAUUGGGGUUUGGAUUCCAGAGGGGACAAGAUGACUGUACGUGUCCCCGGGUGGGUGGGGAGGAGUAUUCAGUGUUCAAGUGCAGAAAUCUUUGCCUUUGCUACCAGUUCUGUAUGAUGAGAAAUAAAAGUUCACUGAGGUUUUGUUUUGUA